AUGUCUCGCUGCUCUGCCACAGAUGUUGCCCUUUCUUUAGAAGUUGAACAUAACAUCCUUUCUCUUCCUCUCUGCCUUCAGGACCUGUCCUGCAUUGAUGACCUCUCUACAAACUCCCUGUUCUCCUCUCCGGCUGACUCGCUGUCGGAGUAUGCUGAUGCACAACCCUUCAUCAGCCCAGACAACCUGAACACAGUGCCCACCCUCUGGGACGUCAACACUAGUACCACCACCACACCAGCACAGAGCCAGCUAGAGCAGAAUGGCACCAGCAGGUUUCAUGGCUUGGCCAGUUUGGAUGAUAUACAUGCUAUUAUCAGCACCCCACCCUUAGGAGGAUUCCAGCCUCAGAGAACACAGCCGCCCCCAGAGGAAGAAGAGGAUGCUGAGGAAGAAGAGACUGAUGAACUGGGACAUGUAGACACAUAUGCUGAGUACAAACCCUCCAAAUCCACUAUAGGAAUUUCUCAUCCUGACAUAGUGGUGGAGACCAGCACUCUGUCCAGUGUCCCUCCUCCUGACAUCACAUACACUCUGUCUAUCCCUGAGCUAACUGUCAGCGGGGGCCUGCUGUCCGCUCUGCAGCUAGAGGCUAUUAUCUACGCCUGCCAGCAACACGAAGUUAUCCUGCAGAACAACCAGAGGGCGGGCUUCCUGAUCGGAGAUGGGGCCGGGGUUGGAAAGGGACGCACUGUGGCAGGAAUCAUCCUGGAGAACUACAAUAAGGGAAGGAAGAAAGCACUAUGGUUCAGCAUAUCCAAUGACCUGAAAUUUGAUGCAGAGAGAGAUCUCAAAGACAUAAAUGCAUCAUUUCUUCCUGUGCAUGCCUUAAACAAGAUUAAGUACGGAGACACAGCUACCUCAGAAGGAGUCCUAUUUGCAACUUACUCUGCGCUGAUCGGAGAGAGCCAGGCAGGAGGGCAGCACCGGACGAGAAUCAAACAGAUCCUGGACUGGUGCAAGCCAGACUUCGAUGGAGUUAUCAUCUUUGAUGAAUGCCACAAAGCCAAGAAUGCCACAUCUACAAAGAUGGGCAAGGCAGUGCUUGACCUGCAAAACAAGCUGCCGCGGGCCAGAGUGGUGUAUGCCAGUGCCACAGGUGCCUCUGAGCCAAAGAACAUGAUCUAUAUGAGCCGCCUGGGAAUCUGGGGUGAGGGCACGCCCUUCAGAGCAUUUGAAGACUUCCUGCAUGCCAUCGAGAAAAGAGGUGUCGGUGCCAUGGAGAUCGUUGCCAUGGACAUGAAAGUGAGCGGGAUGUACAUUGCCAGGCAGCUGAGCUUCUCAGGGGUGUCUUUCCGCAUUGAAGAGAUCGGACUGGACAGUGACUUCAAAGUGGUCUAUAACAAAGCUGCCCGACUGUGGGCAGAGGCUCUGCAGGUGUUCAUGCGUGCAGCGGAUGAGCUGGGCCUGGUCAGCAGGAAGUCUCUGUGGGGGCAGUUCUGGGCGUCUCACCAGCGCUUCUUCAAAUACCUCUGUAUUGCAGCCAAGGUGCGCUGCCUGGUGGAGCUGGCCAAGAAAGAGCUGCUGGCUGGAAAGUGCAUCGUUAUCGGGCUGCAGUCGACCGGAGAGUCUCGCACCAGAGAAGUCCUGGAUGAGAACGACGGCCAGCUCGACAGAUUUGUGUCUGCAGCAGAGGGAGUAUUCCAGUCGCUUGUAACAAAACAUUUCCCGUCAGAGAAACAGAGGAGAGAGAAAGCCCCGGGCCCAAAGAGAAAACGGAAGCCCCCAAGGGGUCGCCAUCCCAAGGUACCCAAGCACACGGUGGACAGCGGGGGUGUGAUCAACAUCAGCGACGACAGCAGCAGUGACUCCGACGGCAUGGACACGGACUCCAACUCCUCACCAGACUCCCUGCUAGACAAUGAUGAUGUCAUUUUUGUUAACCACACUAGCCACCAGACAGCCAGGAUAGAGGAGAUGAAGCAGGGGCUCCUCAGUAAAAUAUCCGUGCUGGGAAAAGAACUACCUCUCAACACCUUGGACGAGCUCAUCGAUAAGUUUGGAGGACCAGAUCAAGUCUCAGAGAUGACUGGUCGCAAGGGUCGUGUGGUGCGGCGUCCUGAUGGCAGCGUCCGCUACGAGUCUCGGGCUGAGCAGGGUCUGACCAUCGACCACAUCAACAUCAAGGAGAAAGAUCGCUUCAUGAGUGCAGAGAAGUUUAAAAGUACUGUAUCUAGUCCUAGGCCACUUCCUGUUAAACUCAAUAACCUGCGUUUGGGCAGGGCCAGGGCAGGGGCCAGGCCGCGGCCCCAGGCAGGCCAGGCCCUGGGCUUUCCCCUCCUCCACACUGCCAGCUUUUCCAAGGCCAGGAAACAACUCACCCUGUCCUCCCACCUACCCCACACGCCCACAUAG
Messenger RNA from Notothenia coriiceps (black rockcod), 2355 nucleotides. RefSeq names its product strawberry notch homolog 2b (gene sbno2b). NCBI's taxonomy places the organism in Eukaryota, Metazoa, Chordata, Actinopteri, Perciformes, Nototheniidae. Gene Ontology annotation, cellular component: nucleus. Gene Ontology annotation, molecular function: chromatin DNA binding; histone binding. The transcript has 17 exons. Gene Ontology annotation, biological process: regulation of DNA-templated transcription. Bases 1 to 2355 code for a protein of 784 amino acids. The record is from RefSeq and is a predicted model, not a curated record.